AUCAUUGUCAUGUACGUCAUCAUCAUUUCCGCCGGAUUCAUCAGCAACUUCAGUGUCAUUCUCGUCAUCGGUUGUUCGAAAUCUCUAAAAUCGGUCACUAAUUUGUUCGUUGUCAGUUUAUCGGCCAGUGAUUUAGCGCUAUGUUUGUUCUCGCUGCCCAUUCAGCUGCACUAUCAACUUACUGGCAACUGGGCUUUCGGUAAGCUGUUGUGUCACUUGACGCUGCCUGCAAUGGCGAUACCGAUGUUUGUAUCGACGAGUACAAUAUUCAUGAUCGCUUUCGAUCGGCACCGGUUAGUGGUGCAUCCCUUUAAGAAGAGGCUGACCAUAAAAAAGACGAUACUUGUGAUAAUUUUCAACGUUAUGCUGUCCGUCGUGUUCGCAAGUCCUGUGCUCUAUUUUACCGAGUAUUAUCAGCUGGAUGAGUUUAAUAAAUUCGAAUGUAGAGAGCACUGGACUGUUCAUGCAAACAUUCGCAAACUCUACAGCGUUUUUGUGUUCAUUGUUCUCUUUUGUUUGCCUCUGUUCAUCACCGCGAUCUUAUAUUUCCAGAUCUACGUUUGUUUAGCGAACAAAUCAUACAAACCAGGGAAAUAUAAAAACAGCAGCAGCAGUAUUAAGAACAUCACUGUCGUCAAACGUCGCUUCUACAAAACGAACAGGAUCCUCAUGGCCACUGUUGUCAACUUCUGCGUGUGUUGGACGCCCUGGAAUAGCUUUCUCUUGCCCCACAUCGGGUUAUUGGACCUGAUCUUCAAAUGGAUGGCCAUGUUAUCGGUCUGCAUCAACCCGCUACUCUACUGCUGGCUCAAUGAGAAUCUCAGAUGCGAAGUC
Helobdella robusta is the source of this 834-nucleotide messenger RNA. RefSeq lists its product as hypothetical. The record is from RefSeq and is a predicted model, not a curated record. NCBI's taxonomy places the organism in Eukaryota, Metazoa, Annelida, Clitellata, Rhynchobdellida, Glossiphoniidae. The annotation marks the transcript as partial. Gene Ontology annotation, cellular component: membrane. Gene Ontology annotation, molecular function: neuropeptide Y receptor activity. The transcript has 3 exons. Gene Ontology annotation, biological process: G protein-coupled receptor signaling pathway.